CGGUGGCGGCGGCGGCGGUGGUGGUGGUGGGAGCGGGAGCGGUUGUGACGGCCGGCCGAUAGGCGCACGCCGCGGCGCGCUAGCCGCUCGCCAGUGCGACGCGCGCGUGCGGUCGCGUGGGACGCGCGUUCGCUUGCGCCGCGGUGAAGGGGCUACGCGCGGGUGACGCGGCGGCGCGGCCGUGCGGUUCGUGAUCGUGACAGUGACUCUACUUCUACACUUGGAUGUCGUGAAUGGGAAAUCUACGUCGUACGUGACGUGGCGAUCCAUCUGUGCUGUGUCGAGUGAUCGUGCUCAAGUUCGUUGGGUCGUUGCAUGACAGUGUGAAUGAAAUUGCUCACGGUUUCGCGUAUUGUGAGGUGACCACAGCUGGGGUUGGGGAUGACGCUGCUUUGUUCCAACUGUGAUAGUUCGUGACUGUGUCUGCGACUGCAUUUAAGUAUUUAGAGCGAAAUGACGUGCGUCGUGAUCGUGACGGCAAAUUUCCCGUUGUGACGUGUGAAACGUUUAUUAGUGAAAAAUAAGAUAACAUAAUUUCUUACGUCACUUUUAUAUUACGGAAAUAUACCCUAUUUUUUAGGUUAUGAGAUGUACGCCAGUGUAGCUUAGUGUGCCUUAGUCCAAAGUUAGGUACCCGAUACAUUUUAUUGCUUUGGGCACAUACGUUACCGAGAGAAAACACAGGAAGGGAGAUUCAAAUAACGAGGGGCGAUGGGAAUGGCUGUGGUGUAUUGACAAAUGUCACCAUGGGUUGUUGAAAUGGUGGACGCAACGGUGAAAGAAAAACGUCAAAGGUAAAAAAGGUUCAAAGAGAAAAUGAAAUAAUUUCACGAAUGCGAUUCUGCGGUGCCGAAGUACGCUGUAAAAGCCUGACACAGACAUCUUCACGCUUUGUGUAGUGUUCCAGGCAAAUGCAGCCACCCUCAAACGACGUCUGAGAAGACGGAAAGAAAAGCGCAGCUGUGAACAAUUUAAAUAAAAGUUAGCGAAGUAUUCCACUUACUUCCUUCAGGCGCCUUCAUAAACUUCAUGGCUCGUGGAAAAGGGGUCUGACACAACGCAAUUUUGCGAAAGACGAUCGAGUUUUUAAAGUUCCCAGCGUGCACUGAAGUGUCUGGUGGGUGUGUCUGGUUCUAGGAAGAUUCAAAGGCCACAUGACGCUAUAAGAGGAUAUGCAUUUGUUUGUGGUUAUGUGCGCGAAUGUGCAUUUUUAGUGUAUCCUCUCGCUCAAGUCAUUAGGGGAAGAACAGUAGAGAGCGUUUUGAUUACAAGUGAGAAACAUUCUGAAGGUCUACUAAAUACAAGGUUUAAUUCGAAACAGAAAAAAACAUUUUCGACACGUCUCGUCGGUUGCAAGUAACAAAAUCAAUCAAGAGCUGUGGGUAUUAUGUCCCGUAUCCAGCUGGAAUGUUUGAAAGAGUCGAGAACGAUUGAAAAAUAUUCUCCCCCAUAUUGUUUUCAGUUAUCUAGUCCUUGACUACGGGUAAGAAGACAUAGCCAACGUUCAUUGUACUAGAUGUAAGAUCUCGUCAUGUGUUCACUAAUCUAAGAGUCUUCCUGUGUUGCGUAAGAGGAUAAAGUUUAUCGCGAGAAACGGAAGUGUGAAGAUCUCCUGAAAGAAAGUAAGAACAUUUAGUGAAUUGUUAUCAAGUUUACAUCCUUGUGAGCCGCGAUUUAAUUGCCAAAUAUCAGUUUUAAUGCCAAAGUUUUAAAAUAAAGAGUAAAAAAGAGUGGGUUUAUUUUACCUGCCAAUAUUUUUUUCUAAUCAACGGAAGUUAUUGCCUACUCAUCAAAUUAUUGAGAAGUGACUCAGAGCUGUGUGGUUAGGGUACAGGAAGUACCAGCGUGUGCUUUCCCAGUCAGUGCAUUUCACGGGAAUCAAAAGCAGCAACCAAAGAUCAAGAGAUUGUGCUUAGAGUGUAAUUCAUCUAGGAGAAGCAGUCAGUUGGUGAGCAAGGUGGGAGGUAUACACAUCGCGUGUGCAAAUUGUAUGCAAAUCUUGCUUAUCGAAUAUCCAAAACUCUACUUGCGUGAAGGGAUCUGUGUUCAGGAAUUACGUAUCAGUGGAAUCAUAAAUAAUCAUUCAUCACCUUCUGUCUCAACAUGUCGGUAUAAAUCAUUAUUUUACAAAUGUUUAUUGCUCAACGCAGUGCGCACAGUUGAUUUGUCGUAUUCGUUCAAUCUCCAAAUACGUGGGGUGCAAGUUCGAUCGAAGUGUAACUCGAAUUGCAUUAGUUCGCGAACCUAGUGAUAUUUUCCUAAGAUCGACCAAAGUGCUACAAGAAUCACGGUAGUUCACAACUCGAGUGUUAGUGUGUACGCCCAAAAAUAUAUAGAUUUGGAAGUGUUCGAAGCGUAACAAGCGGCGUAUUCAGUGCGGUGCGGUGCAUGCGUGUGUGUCUGUCGGCGAUCCGCAUACCAGUGUGCACGCGGCCGUCGCGGGCGCGAGCGGAGACGGAGGAACAGGAAGAGGAGCGGCGCGGCGCGUGCGGCGAUGGCGGCGGUGGCGGUGACGUCAUGACGCGGGGGACGACGCCCGUGCCUCGGUCCGCGGCUGCGCUGCUGCUGCUGCUUCUGCUUCUGGCGGUCGCUCUGCAGAGCUCCUCCUCGGAGACGCAGGAGCGCAUCUCGGCGCUGCUGCCGGGCGACUUCCUCAUCGGCGCGCUCUUCUCCAUUCACCACCAGCCCAAGCAGAAGCGCGCGCCAACACGUGGUGUGCGCGGAGCAGAGCAUCGAGUUCAUUACCGCGACGCCAUCUCGCCCGCGGCGGCGGCGGCUGCCGGCGGCGGCCAGGGCGGCGCCGCGACGCGGACCAAGUAG
This is a messenger RNA of Gryllus bimaculatus (two-spotted cricket), 2820 nucleotides long. The record is from the annotation of a GenBank genome assembly. Lineage: Eukaryota; Metazoa; Arthropoda; Insecta; Orthoptera; Gryllidae.